This is a messenger RNA of Ostreobium quekettii, 3108 nucleotides long. Lineage: Eukaryota; Viridiplantae; Chlorophyta; Ulvophyceae; Bryopsidales; Ostreobiaceae. The record is from the annotation of a GenBank genome assembly.
AUGGUUGCGGCCUCCCUCAAGCACCAGAGUGGUGCCUUGUUGCGGAAGAAUUUGGUGUACCAGAAGCGGCGCUGCUGUCUCAACGUUUGCACCAUCCUCCUGCCACUCCUGUUUGUUGGAAUGCUAGCCGGCCUGCAGAGAGUCAUUGACAACGCUGUUGACACAGCUGAUAACAGGUGUGGUUGCAGGUGUGAAUGCUGUGAAAUAGCAAACCAAACAGCGUGUCGCAUCGAGUCAGAGGGGUCUGAAUGCACAGCUGAAGAAACAUGCUCUCGGGAAUUCUGCGGCUUGGAGUUUUCGACAUCGGACCAAGCUCCCUUCUGCAGGAUUGAACACCCUAUAAGUUGGCCACCAGCCAUGGAGACCCCUAAUCUCGAAAUACGGGCGCAACCAUGGGCUCCGGGUGCAGUGAUGUUCCACACAGCACAAGACACGGGGUUGUCAAACACCAUCGCCAGCUUCAUGUUCUCAGACGCCGUGUCCCUCGACUUGGCAAGCAACAAGUUCGUGCAGCUGUCUGAAGAAAUGGAGGAUUUUUUUGGGGAGCUUUUCACCCUGCAAGGAUUCGUAUUUGGCAGCAGCGCAGAGGUUGUGGCAGUUCACCAAGUGGAUCCUGCAUUUGUCCCAACCGAUGAUGAAGAAGAGCAACUUUUUGUCCUCAAUCAGGAUUGCAGCACAGUACCAGACACUGACAUUGUUGGCAAUUUCACCAAUUCCCUCCUGUCCCAGAACCCCCUCUUGGGCUCCCGCGCCCCAGGUGAUUCGUUCAUUAACUCGUGCGUGAACACUCCACUCGUCCUGAGCACUGCGGACCGCAUCAACAGGCACCUUUUCUGCAGCUUUGAAGGGGCCAGGUGUAACGCAUCUGAGGAGUUUGGAGAAACGUUCAGUGGAAGGAGGCUGCUUGACGAAUCAGACACCGUGGCGGGCUACAGCAAUGCUUGGGAUUUCAAGGGUUCGGACAAUGUCUCCAUGUUGGAUGUGGACAUCUGGUACAAGGACUCAGAUACUGUGGAUGGGAACGACGGGGUGCCGCAGAACCACCGCGUCACUCUGCCGCUAGACUUGGCAGCGAAUUCGUGGCUUAAAGUGGCCUUGGAUGGCACAUAUUCAUCCCGGCUGCUGGCCCUCAUGGAGUUCCCCAUCGAGGAAACCAAACUGAGGCUUGACUUUACGUCUUUCCUGUCUGUCCUCUUGUUCACUUGGGUGAUUCAACUCUUCCUGCCAGUCAUGCUUGUUCAGCUGGUGUAUGAGAAGGUGAAUCGAUUGCGCAUCAUGAUGAAGAUGCACGGACUUGGGGAUGGGGCAUACUGGGUUGUCACAUAUCUCUACUACCUGACCAUGUACAUCGUGUACAUGGCUGUGUUCAUUGCAAUUGGAUCAGCAGCAAACCUUGCCAUAUUCCGGCUGAAUGACUAUGGUGUCCAGAUCGUGUUCUAUUUUCUGUUUGGCAAUGUCCAGAUUGCCUUUGCCUUCCUUCUGAGCAGCUUCUUCCAUUCCACUCUGACUGCGAUGGUGUUCUCCUUCCUGUGGGUCUUUAAAAGCGGUCUGCUAGGCGACCUGCUGUUGAGACGACUCAUAGAGAGGGAUGUCUUCUAUGUCAAGCUUAUCCAGCUAGUCCCAGCGUUCGGUGCUUACAGAGGUUGGUAUGAGUUGGGUGAACACAGCUUCCGUGCGGCACUCCGCAAUUCUGAUGGCUUGGAAUGGGACAACUUCACAGAUGACAACAACCACAUGGAUUUCAUUAUGGUCGCUUUCCUUAUUGAAUGGCCCAUUUUCAUGAUGGCUGCAUGGUACAUUGAGCAGGUCUACUCAGCUGGUACAGGCGUUCAUCGGCACCCUUUGUAUUUCCUCGACUACUUCAUGCUGAGGCCCACACCUGUUCAGCAGGCAGUGCAGAAGGGGCAAAUAAGGAGCAUGCAAGGGGGCACCAAUGGUUGCCUUGACCAACUCUCAUGCUGCUGCUGCCGGAGGCAUGAGGUCUCAGAUGACCCAAAAGAGGUGGAGACAAUUCAAUUCGGUUCUCAGAAGUCCCACAUCGAAGUGGGGAUCGACGAAGAAACAGAAGAAGUUGCUGCUGAGCGCAGGAAAGUGGAGUGUAUUCCUGCAACUGGGGAUGACGAGCAUGUCAUCGUUGUUCGCGGCUUGAGAAAGGUGUUCCCCCCUUCAGAGGGAAAUCCUCCAAAGGUGGCUGUCAAGGAAUUGUACAUGACAGUGCGUAAAGGAGAAGUGUUUGGCCUGCUUGGUCCGAACGGUGCUGGCAAGACGACAUCCAUUAAUAUGUUGGUGGGUUUCAUGGAACCGACUGCUGGAUCUUCUCUCGUCAACGGACUGGACAUCACUAAGGACAUGGAUCUGAUCUACGACAGGAUGGGGGUUUGCCCACAGCACAAUCUAUUGUGGGGCACGCUGACAGGCGCGGAACAUCUGCUGUUCUACGGCCGCCUGAAGGGACUCAGCGGAGCUGGCUUGAAGGAGGCCGUCGAGAACGCCUUGAAAUCUGUGCACCUGUUUGCCGGCGGCGUGGGGGACAGGCUUGUGAAGGCGUACAGCGGAGGGAUGAAGCGCCGCCUCAGCGUCGCGAUCUCUCUGAUUGGAGACCCCAAAGUCGUGUACCUCGAUGAACCGAGCACUGGUCUGGAUCCUGCUUCGCGCCGAAGCCUGUGGGAUGCCGUCAAGAGGGCGAAGAAGGACAAGGCCAUGAUUCUGACGACGCACAGCAUGCAGGAGGCGGGGGUGCUGUGCGACCGGCUGGGGAUCUUUGUCAAUGGCAGGCUGGUCGUCAUCGGCAGCCCCCAGCAGCUGACAUCGCGGCACGGGGACUACAUGGUGUUCACCAUCACCACCGCGCACGCCGACGUGGACACGGCAAAGCGACUGGUGACUCAGCAGCUGACCCUGAACGCCCGGCUGACGUAUGAAGUUGGCGGCACCCUCAUGUUUGAGCUCCCCGCGGGUGGCGCGACCCCCGGCGACGUGUUUGCCUUCGUGGAGAACAUCAAAUCUCAGAUUCAGGUCCUUGACUGGGCGGUUACAAACGCAACAUUGGAGCAAGUGUUCAUUAAGGUGGCCGCCAAGGCGGGCGCCACCUCGGAAGAACUGCAUUGA